Molecule: messenger RNA, 522 nt
Organism: Chaetomium globosum CBS 148.51
Lineage: Eukaryota; Fungi; Ascomycota; Sordariomycetes; Sordariales; Chaetomiaceae
Exons: 1
Coding region: 1-522 (173 amino acids)
Source: RefSeq, a predicted model, not a curated record
AUGUCGCGCACCAGGAACCACCGCCGCAAUCCCCGAGGCACCACGGGCCUGAACGAAGCCCAGCCCUUCCGAUCCGGAGCGCCCUCCGACCUAGCAGUCUCCCUGACCAACCACAGUGGCGGCUCCUCCUCCCGGCGCGCGGGAGCCGCCCCCCGACCGUCCGAAACGCAACGGGAGGGCCGGCACGAGGCGGCGGCCGGAAAGCGGCGGAGCCGAGGUGCCUACGCGGGGCAAGAAUCGUCGGAUGCGAAUAAAAUGGCCGGGAAAGCCGAGGACCGCAGAUCGACUACGGGCCGGGGCUUGGGCUCUGGCUCGGGCUCGGGCUCGGGUUCGUCGUCUUCAGGCAGGGUUGGUUCCGUGGGCAUGAGCUUGACGGAGGAGAACGUGAAGCGUACGGCCAGAUACUUUGAGGACAUGAGGAGGGACAAUGCGGGCGAGCGCGGGGAGUCGUCCGGGAGAAGGGCUUCGCUUCUGGCGACGCUGGAGGAGGCGGGCAGCAAAUUGAGUGGUGGGCGGAGAUAG